Molecule: messenger RNA, 1553 nt
Organism: Hyla sarda
Lineage: Eukaryota; Metazoa; Chordata; Amphibia; Anura; Hylidae
Gene: EN1
Product: engrailed homeobox 1
Exons: 2
Coding region: 424-1092 (222 amino acids)
Biological process (GO): multicellular organism development; neuron differentiation; regulation of transcription by RNA polymerase II
Cellular component (GO): nucleus
Molecular function (GO): DNA-binding transcription factor activity, RNA polymerase II-specific; RNA polymerase II cis-regulatory region sequence-specific DNA binding
Source: RefSeq, a predicted model, not a curated record
UAGGGGUGUACUGAGGGUCCCCAUUAUUAGGGGUGUACUGAGGGUCCCAAUUAUUAAGGGUGUACUGAGGGUCCUGAUUAUUAAGGGUGUACUGAGGGUCCCCAUUAUUAGGGGUGUACUGAGGGUCCUGAUUAUUAAGGGUGUACUGAGGGUCCCCAUUAUUAGGGGUGUACUGAGGGUCCCCAUUAUUAGGGGUGCAGUCACAGGAGUUUGUUGCUCUUCCAUUAGGGGUGUACUGAGGGUCCCCAUUACUACACUAGGAUUGGGGGGUGCCGCUCAGUUAGGGGGAGCGUACAUUAGACUAGUGAUGAGGAUUUCGGGUUUCUAGUGCAGACAGUUUGGGGUCAGAGCACAGGGCACAGCGGGCGCUGACUCCUCAGGGUCACCCGUCUGGGGUGGGCUCCGGGGCUGCUUGGGGCCACAAUGGAGGAUCAGACUGAGCACAGUCCCGGAGCCCCCAGUGAUGCGGAUAAUGGGGUCUCCCCGCCGCCCCCGCACCGGACCACAAACUUUUUCAUAGACAAUAUUCUACGGCCGGAUUUCGGCUGCCGGAAAGAGACCCCCGGGCGAGAGAACGUGAACCCCCUGCACACCCGGCAGGGUAACCCCGCGCCCAGCCCGGACUCGGACUCCACCUCAGAGAGCUCCAGGGGAAGCGACCCCAACCCCGCACUCCUGCUGGUGGGCAACACGGGCAACAUGGCCAACAAGAGUGACCCGCUGGUGUGGCCCGCAUGGGUGUACUGCACCCGCUACUCCGACCGCCCGUCCUCAGGUCCCCGCACUCGGAAGCUGAAGAAGAAGAAGAGCGAGAAGGAGGACAAGCGGCCCCGCACGGCCUUCACCGCGGAGCAGCUGCAGAGGCUGAAGGCGGAGUUCCAGGCCAAUCGCUACAUCACGGAGCAGCGGCGCCAGACCUUGGCCCAAGAGCUCAACCUCAACGAGUCCCAGAUCAAGAUCUGGUUCCAGAACAAGCGGGCCAAGAUCAAGAAGGCGACCGGCCUGAAGAAUGGACUAGCGCUGCACCUGAUGGCCCAGGGCCUGUACAACCACUCCACCACCACCGUGCAGGACAAGGAGGACAGCGACUAGAGGGGAGGGUGCGGCACAGUGUGUCAGAGACCUGCACCACCACCGUGCAGGACAAGGAGGACAGCGACUAGAGGGGAGGGUGCGGCACAGUGUGUCAGAGACCUGCACCACCACCGUGCAGGACAAGGAGGACAGCGACUAGAGGGGAGGGUGCGGCACAGUGUGUCAGAGACCUGCACCACCACCGUGCAGGACAAGGAGGACAGCGACUAGAGGGGAGGGUGCGGCACAGUGUGUCAGAGACCUGCACCACCACCGUGCAGGACAAGGAGGACAGCGACUAGAGGGGAGGGUGCGGCACAGUGUGUCAGAGACCUGCACCACCACCGUGCAGGACAAGGAGGACAGAGACUAGAGGGGAGGGUGCGGCACAGUGUGUCAGAGACCUGCACCACCACCGUGCAGGACAGAGACUAGAGGGGAGGGUGCGGCACAGUGUGUCAGAGACCUGUACAGACUGA